Molecule: messenger RNA, 606 nt
Organism: Corylus avellana
Lineage: Eukaryota; Viridiplantae; Streptophyta; Magnoliopsida; Fagales; Betulaceae
Source: RefSeq, a predicted model, not a curated record
AUGUCAGACCCACGAUCAGAACCCAGCACCAAGCCCAAAGUGGUGUGCUGCAUUGGCGACAUCCACGGCCACAUAAACAAAGUCCAAAGACUCUGGUCCAACCUCCAGUCCCAAAUCGACCCACAGGACUUCAAGACCGCGCUCAUCAUCUUCCUCGGCGACUACUGCGACCGUGGGCCACACACCCGCCAGGUCAUCGACUUCCUCAUUUGCCUGCCCACAACGUACCCGGACCAGACCCACGUGUUCCUCAGCGGCAACCACGAGUUCGCUUUUGCCGCAUUCCUCGGAGUCCUGUCUCGUCCUCCGGACGAGGGGUUCGAGUUCUCGGAGGCGUGGACGGAGUACGAGGGGAACGAGGAGCGAGAAGGGGGGUUCAAUGGAAAUGGGUACGAGGAUAUGCACUUGCAAGGGAGGAUGUGGGGCGGGACUACCAAGGAUAGGUUCGAUGCAUAUGGGAUAGAGUUCAUGGGCUCGGUCUACGAUGCUGGGCCUACUUUUGAGUCCAAUGGUGUUCCUCAUGGGUCUGCUGAUUUGGUUAAGGCAGUUCCUGAUGAGCACAAGAAGUUUCUUGCUGAUCUAGUUUGGGUGCACGAAGAGAGUUAG